AUGAAGCUCUCUUUGUUGUCGCUGGCGACACUGAUCACAGCCGCCGUGGCUGACUUGGAUCCCAUUGUUAUCAAGGGCUCUAAAUUCUUCUAUUCUAGUAACAACACUCAAUUCUACCUUCGCGGUGUUGCUUACCAGCAGGAUACCAGCGACAGCAGCGGCUACAAGGAUCCCCUUGCCGAUGUCACCACUUGCAAGCGUGAUAUCCCUUAUAUGAAGAAACUGCGCACCAAUGUCAUUCGUACUUACUCGAUCAACGCCUCCGCCGACCACUCGGAAUGCAUGCAGUUGCUGGCCGAAGCUGGCAUCUAUCUGAUCUCUGAUUUGUCUGAUCCGAACCAGUCAAUCGACCGCAGCGAUCCCACCUGGAUGACCAGCCUGUACUCACGGUACACUGCCGUCAUUGAUGAACUGUCUCAGUAUAACAACACCAUUGGUUUCUUUGCCGGCAAUGAAGUCGCCAACAGCGUUGCCACCACCGACUCCGCUGCUUUCGUCAAGGCCGCCGUGCGCGACAUGAAGGCAUACAUCAAGGAAAAGGGUUAUCGGUCUAUGGGUGUUGGAUAUGCCACUGCUGAUGUCUCCGCUAUCCGUGAGAACUUGGGUAACUACUUCGACUGCGAGACGAAGGAUGAGAGCGUUGACUUCUGGGGGUACAACAUCUACUCGUGGUGCGGUACUUCUACUUACUCGGAGUCUGGCUACAAGGCUCGCACUGAAGAGUUCCGGAAUUACACUGUGCCCGUAUUCUUUGCUGAGUAUGGAUGCAACGAUGUCACCCCCCGCAAGUUUACCGAGGUGAAGGCCCUGUACGGCGACACUAUGGCCGAGGUCUGGUCUGGAGGUAUUGUCUACAUGUACUUCCAGGAGACAAACAACUACGGUCUUGUUUCUGUUGUUGAUAGCACAAGCGUUAGCACCAUGGCCGACUUCAAGUACUACUCUAGCGAGAUCGCCAGCGUCGACCCCACUGGCACGAACAAGGCCUCCUAUACCCCCACCAACACUGUUUUGCAGAGCUGCCCGACUGUUGGUAGCGAUUGGAGGGCCGAGGCUUCGCCUCUCCCCCCAACUCCAGACUCUGAACUGUGUCAGUGCAUGUACGAAGAGAUGGCUUGCGUGGCUUCCUCCUCCCUUACGUCUGCCAAGAUGGCUACCCUUCUCGGUGAUGUCUGCGGUGACAUCGACUGCUCGGGUGUGAGUAGCAAUGCCACUACCGGCGAGUAUGGUGCAUACAGCAUGUGUGAGAUCAAGUACAAGCUUGCGUUCGCUCUCAACAAGUAUUACACCGACAACGACAGCAAGGCCACUGCUUGCGACUUCUCUAGCUCUGCUACCACCAAGGCCACCACCAAGGCCACUGGUACUUGCUCGUCCCAGAUCAAGGAGGCGGGAACUGCUGGUACUGGCACUGUCACUACUGAAGCGACCGCGACUGCCGACUCGUCUUCCAGCUCUUCCUCAACCGCGUCGAGCGGUGUUGCUCCCAUCAACCUUCACUCCAGCGUGACUGUUGGCUACUUCCAGAUCGGUGCUUACGUGGCGACUGCGUUCCUGACUGGUCUGGGUAUGAUCAUUCUGUAG
Penicillium macrosclerotiorum is the source of this 1584-nucleotide messenger RNA. RefSeq names its product glycoside hydrolase family 72 protein. Gene Ontology annotation, cellular component: fungal-type cell wall; cytoplasm. Lineage: Eukaryota; Fungi; Ascomycota; Eurotiomycetes; Eurotiales; Aspergillaceae. Bases 1 to 1584 code for a protein of 527 amino acids. The record is from RefSeq and is a predicted model, not a curated record. Gene Ontology annotation, molecular function: 1,3-beta-glucanosyltransferase activity. Gene Ontology annotation, biological process: fungal-type cell wall (1->3)-beta-D-glucan biosynthetic process. The transcript is spliced from 5 exons.